AUGACUUCGCCUCUGCAGGCUCGUGCCAGCGAUGCCAACGUAGGAUCCGCUCAGGGCGGUCAGGACCAGUCCGCCACACAAGUCCUCACUCCUCUGGUCACCGUCGGCCUCUACGCUCUUGUAUGGGGUGUGCUGUUCUUGCUGCUCAGGCGACCAUUCAAGAGAUACUAUCAGCCAAGAACCUUCUUGGGAAGUCUUCGCCCAGAGGCGCGCUCACCCAAGCUCCCCGACACGAUGUUCGGAUGGAUCCCGGCCUUCUACAAGAUCCCGGACACGUACGUGCUCAACCAUCACUCCUUGGACGGCUACCUUUUCCUGCGCUUCCUCAAGAUCAGCGUUGUCUGCUGUGUUGUGGGCUGCCUGAUCACCUGGCCUGUUCUCUUCCCGGUCUUCGCUACUGGAGGCGCCGGUAAGACGCAGCUCAACAUCAUCACGUUCUCCAACCAGGCCAACUACUGGCGCUACUUUGCACCAUGCGGCUGUGCGAUGAUCUUCUUCAGCUUUCUAAUCUACAUGAUCACGCGCGAGAGCAUCUUCUACAUCAAUCUUCGCCAAGCUUACCUUAUGUCGCCACUCUACGCAUCCCGCAUCUCCUCGAGGACAGUCCUGUUCUGCUCUGUCCCGGAAGAGUACAUGAACCAGGCUAAGCUCACUGCUGUUCUCGGACACGGUGUGCGCCGCAUGUGGUUCGCUAGCGACUGCAAGGAGCUUCAGGACAAGAUUGAUGAUCGUGACAAGGCCGCGUACAAAUUGGAAGGCGCCGAGACCAAACUCAUCGUCACUGCGAACAAGGCACGCGUGAAGGCAGAGAAGGGUGGACACCGUCAAGACUCUGAAGAGGCGGCUAUCGGCCAAGGCUCUGGAGCUGUGGCUGCUCGAUACCUCAAGCCCAAGGACCGACCUACGCACCGCACUAAGUUCUUGAUCGGCAAGAAGGUCGACACCAUCGAUUGGUGUCGCGCUGAGCUAAAGAGGCUCAUCCCAGAAGUCGACGGGCUGCAGGCCACGCACAUGGCAAGGGAGAGUAAGAUGCUCAACUCUGUCUUCGUCGAGUUCGAGACCGUCUCCUUGGCACAAGCCGCCUACCAGAGCCUUACCCACCAUCAAGCUCUGCACAUGUCUCCACGAUUUGCUGGCAUCACUCCUGGCGAGGUCAUCUGGACCAACCUCAGGAUCAAGUGGUGGGAACGUGUCAUCCGUAAGCUCGCCACUAUCGCCUUCGUCGUCGCGCUCAUCGUCUUCUGGUCGCUCCCCGUUGCUGGUGUGGCAGCGAUCUCCAACGUGCCGGCCCUUGAGUCUUCGUCAGCGUUUAGCUGGCUGCAUUACAUCUUCGACCCAAUCCCCAGCGUCAUCCGCGGUGUUGUGACUGGUCUCCUGCCAACGAUUGCUCUUGCGGUUUUGAUGGCACUUCUGCCGAUCAUUCUGCGACUUAUGGCCAAGCUUGGUGGUGAUCCAACUAGGAGCGCUGUUGAGCUGACCGUCCAGAACACGUACUUCGCCUUCCAGGUCAUUCAGGUCUUCCUUGUCGCUACACUGGGUUCUGCUGCUGCAGCCGUAGGUGGAAAGAUCGCCCAGAACCCUGCCUCUGCCAUCAGUAUCCUGGCAAACAACUUGCCGCAAGCCAGCAACUUCUUCUUGAGUUACUUCAUCUUACAGGGUCUCGGAGUGGUCUCGGGCAUAUUAGUCGGUCUCGUCGGUCUGGUUAUCUUUAUUGUGCUUGGCAAGCUUCUCGACAAGACACCGCGUAAGAUGUACAAGCGGUGGAUCAACCUCUCGGGACUCGGCUGGGGAACUAUCUUCCCGAUCUACACGAACUUGUUCGUCAUCGCCAUCUGCUACGCCGCCAUUGCCCCCCUGGUACUGGGCUUUGCCGCGGUCGGUUUGGCUUUCUUCUACGUCGCCUACCGGUAUAAUCUUCUGUUCGUGUCUAAUGUCAACAUCGACACCAAGGGUCGUGUCUACCCGAGGGCUUUGCAGCACGUCUUCGUUGGCAUCUACCUGGCUGAGGCUUGCUUGAUUGGUCUUUUCGCCAUCGGCACUGGCAGCUCCAAAGGUGCCAUCGGUCCAUUGAUUCUCAUGAUCUUCAUGUUGAUCUUCACUGUGUUGUAUCAAUCUAGCUUGAACGCGGCGCUUGAGCCACUCAUCAACUACCUGCCUCGUAAUUUGGAUGCCGAGGAACGCCGACUGCUCAGCCUCGAGAAUGGCGCGAACGGCAACGGCUACGAUGGCGAGAUGCCCGACAAGGAGGGCGGCCACGUAGCUGCCCAGGGCAUGAACGGCCGCGGCGCACCAAAGAAGAAGCCCAACUUCUUUGCCAAAUGGCUUCGUCCCGACAUCCACUGCGACUACCAGACGAUGCGCCUACUGGUGCCACGCGACAUUCCAAUCGUUUACUCAAGGGAGCAAGAAGACCAGGCAUACUUCGACCCCGCCAUCACCAGCGUCACGCCGCUUCUUUGGAUCCCUCGCGAUUCUGCUGGUGUUUCUAGGCAGGACGUCCACGACACUCGCAACGUUAUCCCAAUCACCGAUGAGGGGGCUUACCUGGAUGAGAAGAACAAGAUCGUUUGGGACAGUGCGGACGGUCGUCCUCCGAUCUACGAGGAGGUGCCGUAUUAUUAG
Molecule: messenger RNA, 2622 nt
Organism: Recurvomyces mirabilis
Lineage: Eukaryota; Fungi; Ascomycota; Dothideomycetes; Mycosphaerellales; Teratosphaeriaceae
Product: phosphate metabolism protein 7
Exons: 2
Coding region: 1-2622 (873 amino acids)
Cellular component (GO): plasma membrane
Molecular function (GO): calcium-activated cation channel activity
Source: RefSeq, a predicted model, not a curated record